Molecule: messenger RNA, 3846 nt
Organism: Protopterus annectens (West African lungfish)
Lineage: Eukaryota; Metazoa; Chordata; Ceratodontiformes; Protopteridae
Gene: PRKCH
Product: protein kinase C eta
Exons: 14
Coding region: 980-2968 (662 amino acids)
Biological process (GO): protein phosphorylation
Molecular function (GO): diacylglycerol-dependent serine/threonine kinase activity; ATP binding
Source: RefSeq, a predicted model, not a curated record
GUUUCUUACUAUUCACGCAUGUUUAUUUCUUUACUGUUGGAAGUGGCAUGCGGGAAAAGGAGGUGGGUUCAUUCUUAAUAAUUUACUGAUAACGACAGGUAAGAUAAAUACUCAAGAAAUUUGCGCAGACUACGAAAAAAUGUAUAGUGUCAACUCUGUCAAUUUAGUCGUAGGAGACCUUGUAGUACCGUAUGUCUGUUCACGGCACUCUUCUCACAAGCAAGAGACAACCUAUUUGUCACUUCACGUUUCUAUAGCUAGGUGCAUAAGCCGAAGGCACGACAACGUCCGCAUACCUGGGCUGCCAAAGAAACAAAGAGAAGACGGCUGGGCUAAGGUUAAGGCCUCCCCGAAACUGAGGGCGUGGGAGCAAGUUUCCCUGGGAGUGUGUGUGCGCGCGCCGAGCUGCAGACCCAACUAAGCCGCGUGCGUUUCCUGGAUGAACUGUUAACUAGCUGCUGCGAAGAAGUCGCACUGGUAUUACCCAGUGUUCAAACCUUACCGAGUCUCACUGCUGGAGUCUGUACAUAUCUGAGUAACAUAGCAGCUCUCUGUAACAGGAACUGGUAUGAUAAGGCAGCAUCUGUAAAGGGGCUGGUGGUUGUGUCUUGGGCGGAGCCGAAGUGAAUAGGCUGGUGUAGCGCUCAGUACUCACAAGUCAGUAGCUAACUGCACUGCAGCACCUGUUUUCUUUGCAGCCACCUUUACCUGGUGCAUUAGUCUAGACUUCACUGCGAACACGGCGGCUGUUGCAAUACUUAGAAGACUCUGUGGAUAACAGAAAAAAAAACAUAUAGUUUUGCUUCGCUGAGUUUAGUGAUUUGUGUUUUUUUUCUGUUGAUCGUGGAACUACAGCUGCCUGACUAUGUGACUUAUUUUAACAACGCCAAACUCGUUCCAGUUGCUGGGAACCUCCUGUUGUAUCUAACAAGAUAAGUGAUUUAUCUUUGGAUUUGAUUUUGUAAACUUGGCCGUGAUCAUGAAGUUUAAUGGGUAUUUGAAACUAAGAAUCGGGGAGGCUGUAGGACUGCAGCCCACUAGAACAUCUCAGAGGCACUCAUUUUUUAAGAAAACAAGUGCUUUGCUGGACCCUUAUAUCGCAAUCAAUGUGGAUGAGUGCAGGAUUGGGCAGACCCGCACAAAGCUAAAAACCAACAAACCGACUUAUAACGAGGAGUUCUGUAUCAAUGUCACAGAUGGCAAUAAGUUAGAAUUAGCAGUUUUCCACGACACUCCUAUUGGAUAUGAUGAUUUUGUAGCUAACUGCCUUCUAAAGUUUGAGGAUCUGCUUAACUCGGGAAAUGAAUCUUUUGAAGGUUGGAUGAACUUGGAACCAGAGGGAAAGGUAUUUGUUGUUAUCAAUCUAACAGGGAGCUUUGUUGAUGAAUCUGCUCAGGAACCUGUUCGUCAGUUUAAGAAAUUAUCUCGUAAAAGACAAAGAGCAGUGCGGCGGCGAAUUCAUCAGGUCAAUGGACACAAGUUUAUGGCAACAUAUUUACGGCAACCCUCGUACUGUUCACAUUGCAAAAAUUUUAUUUGGGGAGUGUUUGGGAAACAAGGAUACCAGUGUCAAGUAUGUACAUGUGUUGUCCACAAGAGGUGUCAUCACCAGAUUGUUACUGCAUGUCCCCGGAUGAAGAGUGCUUCCAUAAAACAGUCAAAUGAACCAAGAUUUGGCAUCAAUGUUCCUCACAAGUUCAAUGUUCAUAAUUAUAAAUCUCCAGCAUUCUGUGACCAUUGUGGUUCUCUGCUUUGGGGUCUCAUAAAACAAGGACUACAAUGCAAAUUGUGUAAAAUGAAUAUUCACAAACGGUGUGAAGCAAAUGUGGCACCAAACUGUGGGGUGAACUCAGUAGAGCUAGCAAAAGUACUGGCAGAGAUGGGACUUAUAGCAGACAAAAUGCCUCCAGAAAUCAAACCACUACCACCUGAACGGCCAGAUACGCCAUCCUUCAGAAAAUUUGGCAUAGAAGACUUCACCUUCCAGAGUGUAUUAGGAAAAGGAAGCUUUGGAAAGGUAAUGCUUGCUAAAUUGAAAGAGAAAGGGACCCCUUAUGCUGUGAAAAUACUCAAAAAGGACGUGAUUCUACAGGAUGAUGACGUUGAAUGUACCAUGACAGAGAAAAGGAUAUUAUCCUUGGCAGGGAGCCACCCGUUCCUCACUCAGCUUUUCUGCUGCUUUCAGACACCAGAUCGACUCUUUUUUGUAAUGGAGUUUGUAAAUGGUGGUGAUCUGAUGUUCCAUAUACAAAAAUCUCGGAGGUUUGAUGAGACACGUGCUCGUUUUUACACCGCUGAAAUUACAUCAGCGCUUAUGUUUCUUCAUGGGAAGAGUAUAGUUUACAGAGAUCUAAAGCUGGAUAAUGUUUUACUGGACUCUGAAGGUCACUGUAAACUGGCAGACUUUGGUAUGUGUAAAGAAGGGAUAUCUGAGGGGCACACAACCUCCACGUUCUGCGGAACACCUGACUACAUCGCACCAGAGAUUCUACAAGAGAUGCAGUACGGACCUUCAGUAGACUGGUGGGCUUUGGGAGUUCUGCUUUUUGAGAUGCUAUGUGGUCAUGCGCCCUUUGAAGCAGAAAAUGAAGAUGAUUUAUUUGAAACAAUAUUGAAGGAUGAAGUUUUGUAUCCAGCAUGGUUGAACUCUGAAGCAACAGACUUCCUGAAAUCUCUGCUAGUGAAAAAUCCCAACAAACGUUUAGGUUGUGUGGUAGCACAAGGUGGGGAGCAGGCCAUUGUCGAGCAUCCAUUUUUCCAAGACGUCGAUUGGGUUCUGCUUAACAAGCGAGAAAUUGAGCCUCCUUUCAAGCCAAGGAUUAAAUCAUUUGAUGAUGUUAAUAAUUUUGACCAAGAAUUUACAAGCGAAGAAGCAACUUUAACACCAAUUAAUGAAGAACUGAUUCCGUUGAUUGAUCCAAAUGCAUUUAGGCAUUUUUCAUUCACUGCUCCGGAGUUAACAGCUUAGUCAUCAAGGGACACCAUAGUAAGGGAUGAUUUACAUACGAGCAGUGAGUUCCAUGAUGAAGGGACUACAUUCACAACUUGUAAAAAAAGAGAUUUCGCAAGCAAUAAGCUUGGAUUAAUGUGAAGUGUUCUGACGAGAGAAGAUACUGUGGCACCAAUGAAAAAAACAAUGUCUUUGUGGCAUGUUUACUCAUGUGAUGAACUUGUGUGUUGUUUUGCACGAAUACAGGAAACCUUUUAAUUCUUAAGAGUAGCUAACUCAGAAUAUGUCUUCCUUUCUGUUUCUCUUGAUGCUUUUACUUAUAAUCUCAACUCCAAAAAGGUUACCUGUUGGCAUUACUCAUUUUGUAAACUGAUGCAAUAAGAGAGGUUCUAGACUUCAACUAAGGAUAAUUUAAUAAAUAUAGAUAUAAAUUAUUUCUGAAGACAGGCUUUAAAAUCAUUUAGCUAGUGCACCUUUGCUUGCAACCCAAUUUGUUCCAUUAAGUUUUCAGUAUUAAUAUGAAAGUAAAGCAGAUAUUUAGAUUACUUUUCCAUAAAAGAGGGUUUUGAAAAAUGUUUUUUGAGUUCAUAGAAACAUUUGAACAACUGUCGUAAAGUGCGCUGGAAAAAAACAUUCUACCCAAGAAGAAAUGUUGGAACUGCUCUAGUCUUCUGUUUUGUGCUGUGUAUGUGUAUUAUAUAAAGUGUUAUCCAAACAAAAAAUAUAUAACUAAAUAAAUAGGAAGCUAUUACCUCAAUAAUAAAUGCUAAAGCUGUUUCAAUGUUAGUUUAUGCCAAAGUAAUCCUCAUGGCUGUUACUUUCUCUGCCUUAACUAUCCCUGUCCAAGUUUCUGUUUUCUGGCACUAUGCCAGAAGUUAAUUGUAUUUAAAUUACAA